AUGGCGAAUCUGAAGACUAUAUUAUCUGGGAAGCACUUGUUGGCGCUGUCGUUGGCUUUGAAUGCGAGUUUGGUGCUGAGAAUGGGGUAUGAUCGUGGAAACAAAGAAGGGUCUUGUUUGAAGAAGACAGAGCACGAGGUUGAUUCUGACACUGAUAAACGUGUUAACUCUAGAUCUGCACGUUUGGCCGUACCUUCCUAUUCUAGUCGCACCAAUCAUCCCCAAGACAGGGACAGAGUCAUCAAUCUUGACUACGGAGAUCCAAGUAUGUAUGAAAGAUACUGGCGAGAAAUGGGGGAGAAGACGACGAUCACAAUCCCGGGGUGGCAAUCGAUGAGCUAUUUUUCGGGUUGGAGCGACGUGUGCUGGUUUCUGGAGGCAGAGUUUGCGACGGAGGUGGUCAGACUGCACAAUGCGGUGGGAAACGCCGUCACACAUGGCACCCACAUCGUCGUCGGUACUGGCUCCUCUCACCUCAUUAUGGCCGCUCUUUAUGCUCUCUCUCCUCCUCAUCCUCCCCAUCAACCUAUCCCCGUCGUCUCUGCCACACCCUAUUACUCGUCGUACCCAGCGAUGGUUGAUUUGCAGAGAUCAGGUCUGUACAAAUGGGGUGGUAGUGCUGAGAGUUUUGAGGAGGAAGGUCCCUACAUAGAGCUAGUUACUUCUCCCAACAACCCCGACGGCUCUGAAAGACGAUCCCUGAUCAACCGUAGCCAUGGCCUGCAGAUUCACGACCUUGCUUAUUAUUGGCCGCAAUAUACUCCCAUAUCAUCCCCUGCUCAUCAUCACGUAACCCUCUUCUCUCUUUCGAAAUGCACCGGCCAUGCCGGUACUCGCAUUGGGUGGGCUCUUGUGAGAGACAGAGAGGUUGCGAUGAAGAUGAGCAAGUUUAUAGAGGUCAGUACAAUAGGUGUGUCGAAGGACUCACAGCUGAGGGCUGCUAGGAUUCUAAGGGCAGUGUCCGAGAGCUGCCAAGGGCAACGAGGCGAAUCAUUCUUCGGGUUCAGCCACAAUGUGAUGGACCGGAGGUGGAAGCAACUCAGAGCAGUGGUUGCUCGCAGCGGCAUGUUCAGUUUGCCCCGCUUCUCUCCCUCAUUCUGCAACUUCUCGCGCCGAGUGGUGGAGCCUCGACCCGCUUUUGCUUGGUUGAAGUGUGAGGGAGACGUAGAGGACUGCGAAACAUUCCUCAGGGAACACAAGAUCAAGGGCCGAAGUGGAAGGCACUUUGGGGCCAGCCCAAAAUAUGUGAGGCUUAGCAUGCUGGACUCCGAUGAAAAUUUCACGCUGUUUUUAGACCGACUCUGCUCGAUACAGUCAUGA
Molecule: messenger RNA, 1320 nt
Organism: Neltuma alba
Lineage: Eukaryota; Viridiplantae; Streptophyta; Magnoliopsida; Fabales; Fabaceae
Product: tryptophan aminotransferase-related protein 2-like
Exons: 5
Coding region: 1-1320 (439 amino acids)
Biological process (GO): amino acid metabolic process
Molecular function (GO): transaminase activity; carbon-sulfur lyase activity
Source: RefSeq, a predicted model, not a curated record